CCAGCAGAGCUCAGAGGUUCCCAGUGUUCAGUCUGCCCAGCAGCAUCAAACACAGCUGGACUCCAUAUUUAUGCUGCUGGAGGACAACAUCAUCACUUUUGUGAAGAACGAGCUGAAGAAGAUCCAGAAGGCUCUGAAUCCAAAUAAGCCCAAAUGCUUGAAGUUUCAGAGGGAGGAUGAUGAGCAGAGGAGCAGCAGAGAGGCAUUUGUGAAGAUCACAGUGGACUUCCUGAGGAGAAUGAAGCAGCAGGAGCUGGCUGACCGUCUGCAGAACAAACUUCAAGCUGCAGUUUGUCAUCGUAACCUUAAAUCCUCCCUGAAGAAGAAGUUCCAGUGUGUGUUUGAGGGCAUCGCUAAAGCAGGAAACCCAACCCUUCUGAAUCAGAUGUACACAGAGCUCUACAUCACAGAGGGAGGGACUGCAGAGGUCAAUGAUGAACAUGAGGUCAGACAGAUUGAAACAGCAUCCAGGAAACCAGACAGACCAGAAACAACAAUCAGACAAGAAGACAUCUUUAAAGCUUUACCUGGAGGAGAUGAACCAAUCAGAACAGUGCUGACAAAGGGAGUGGCUGGCAUUGGGAAAACAGUCUUAACACAGAAAUACACCCUGGACUGGGCUGAAGACAAAGCCAACCAGGACAUCCAGUUCAUAUUUCCAUUCACUUUCAGAGAGCUGAAUGUGCUGAAAGAGGAAAAGUUCAGCUUGGUGGAACUUGUUCAUCGCUUCUUUACUGAAACCAAAGAAGCAGGAAUCUGCAGCUUUGAAGACUUCCAGGUUGUGUUCAUCUUUGAUGGUCUGGAUGAGUGUCGACUUCCUCUGGACUUCCACAAAACUACAAUCCUAACUGACCCUAGAAAGUCCACCUCAGUGGAUGUGCUGCUGAUAAACCUCAUCAGGGGGAAACUGCUUCCCUCUGCUCGCCUCUGGAUAACCACACGGCCUGCAGCAGCCAAUCAGAUCCCUCCACAGUGUGUUGGCAUGGUGACAGAGGUCAGAGGGUUCACUGACCCACAGAAGGAGGAGUACUUCAGGAAGAGAUUCAGAGAUGAGAAGCAGGCCAGCAGGAUCAUCUCCCACAUCAAGACAUCACGAAGCCUCCACAUCAUGUGCCACAUCCCAGUCUUCUGCUGGAUCACUGCUACAGUUCUGGAGGAUGUGCUGGAAACCAGAGAGGGAGGACAGCUGCCCAAGACCCUGACUGAGAUGUACAUCCACUUCCUGGUGGUUCAGGCCAAAGUGAAGAAGGUCAAGUAUGAUGGAGGAGCUGAGACAGAUCCACACUGGAGUCCAGAGAGCAGGAAGAUGAUUGAGUCUCUGGGAAAACUGGCUUUUGAUCAGCUGCAGAAAGGAAACCUGAUCUUCUAUGAAUCAGACCUGACAGAGUGUGGCAUCGAUAUCAGAGCAGCCUCAGUGUACUCAGGAGUGUUCACACAGAUCUUUAAAGAGGAGAGAGGACUGUACCAGGACAAGGUGUUCUGCUUCAUCCAUCUGAGUGUUCAGGAGUUUCUGGCUGCUCUCCAUGUCCAUCUGACCUUCAUCAACUCUGGACUCAAUCUGAUGGAACAGAAACAAACAACCUUGAUGUUGUCUAAAUUAAUUAGCAAACCAAACCUACAAUCUUUUCACCAGAGUGCUGUGGACAAAGCCUUACAGAGUCCAAAUGGACACCUGGACUUGUUCCUCCGCUUCCUCCUGGGUCUUUCACUGCAGACCAAUCAGAGUCUCCUACGAGGUCUGCUGACACAGACAGGAAGUAGCUCUCAGACCAAUCAGGAAACAGUUCAGUACAUCAAGGAGAAGCUCAGUGAGAAUCUGUCUGCAGAGAAAAGCAUCAAUCUGUUCCACUGUCUGAAUGAACUGAAUGAUCGUUCUCUAGUGGAGGAGAUCCAAUGGUACACUAGAUCAGGACGUCUCUCCACAGGUAAACUGUCUCCUGCUCAGUGGUCAGCUCUGGUCUUCAUCUUACUGUCAUCAGAAAAAGAUCUGGAUGUGUUUGACCUGAAGAAAUACUCUGCUUCAGAGGAGGCUCUUCUGAGGCUGCUGCCAGUGGUCAAAGCCUCCAACAAAGCUCUGCUGAGUGUUCCUGGCCUCUCAGAGAGAGGCUGUGAUGCUCUGUCCUCAGUUCUCAGCUCCCAGUCCUCUAGUCUGAGAGAGCUGGACCUGAGUAACUCUGACCUGCAGGAUUCAGGAGUGAAGCUUCUGUCUGCUGGAGUGAAGAGUCCACACUGUAAAAUAGAAACUCUCAGUCUGUCAGGCUGUCUGAUCACAGAGGAAGGCUGUACUUCUCUGGCCUCAGCUCUGAGCUCCAACCCCUCCCAUCUGAGAGAGCUGGACCUGAGCUACAAUCAUCCAGGAGACUCAGGAAUGAAGCUGCUGUCGGCUGGACUGAAGGAUCCAGGCUGGAGACUGGACACUCUCAGGGUGGAGCCUGCUGGAGUCCGAUGGUUGAGACCAGGUGGUCUGAGGAAGUAUUCCUGUCAACUCACAAUCGACACAAACACAGUGAACACAAAGCUCCAACUGUCUGACAACAACAGGAAGGUGACACGUGUGGAGGAGGUUCAGUCAUAUCCUGAUCAUCCAGACAGAUUUGAUGUUUAUACUCAGCUGCUGUGUAGAAAUGGUCUGACUGGUCGCUGUUACUGGGAGGUCGAGUGGAGAGGAAACGUUUUUAUAUCAGUGAGUUACAGAAGCAUCAGAAGGAAAGGAGGCAGUGCGUUUGGACACAAUCAUCAGUCCUGGAGUCUGGAGUGUGAUUACAAUGGUCCUCAUUCUGUCUGGCACAAUAACAGACAAACAUCCAUCUCCUCCUCCUCCUCCUCCUCCUCUGUCUCUAACAGAGCAGCAGUGUAUGUGGACUGUCCUGCUGGCACUCUGUCCUUCUACAGAGUCUCCUCUGACACUCUGAUCCACCUCCACACCUUCAACACCACAUUCACUCAAACUCUUUAUCCUGGGUUUAAUGUCUGGUCUCGUGCCUCAGUGUCCCUGUGCUGAGUGUAAAGAGUGUCUCCUGUUAGAGAAACACUCUGACUGUUGAACAGAUAGUUCAGUCUGUACAUGUCUGUCUCUUUCACUCACAAACACGUUUUCACAUUAAUGGAUUCAAUCAGUUGAUGUUUGAAACUCUUCUAAAUGAUUCCUUGUAAACUUCUUCCUCUUCAGUCACAAACAAACAGGAAGUGAUGUCACAUGUGUUCCUGUCCACAGCAGAAUGAGUCUAUUGCUGACAGUGAUGUACAAACAGAGUGAGCAUUUCUGAGGCCCAAAAUAAACUGAGUAGUUCACUGAAUGAACAAUGGACUGUGAGCUCAGUUCCUUCAUCAUUAGUAUGGAUUAUAUAUGUAUAUGUAUUAUAUUAGUAUCAUAUAUAUCAGGUGCUGCUGGUUUCAGUCAUUGUGCAAAUGUGCUGUUUGUAAGGUUGUAAAGCUGCAGUCAGCUGAGACUGAAGAAGUCACCUGAUCAGUGAGCAAACGUGAAAACGUCCAGAUGAACAGAAUCAACCUUUUGGGAUCAGCCAGCAAUGCAGCAUCAUUGUUGUUCAGGUUCAGAGGUUUGCAGGAAUGAACUGAUGACCAGAAACAGCUGCAAAGUCCAAUCAAAUACCAGCUGGAGUUCAGCUGCAUUUGAAGAAGUCAAAGAAAAGUAAGGAUGGCAAAGGGCGAUGUUUUCUUCCAAAGAACUGAAAACAUGGUCGGCGCCUCAUUAGAAGAAUAAUCUGGACAUUUGUGAGGAACUCUAACCAAGAAAGAAA
Molecule: messenger RNA, 3758 nt
Organism: Pelmatolapia mariae (spotted tilapia)
Lineage: Eukaryota; Metazoa; Chordata; Actinopteri; Cichliformes; Cichlidae
Product: NACHT, LRR and PYD domains-containing protein 14-like
Exons: 7
Coding region: 71-3001 (976 amino acids)
Biological process (GO): intracellular signal transduction
Molecular function (GO): protein binding
Source: RefSeq, a predicted model, not a curated record